AUGGAAUUCGGCGGCGUCGUCCUCUCCACGCCCAAGGGCGCCACGACGGCCCCCAAGUUCCCCGUCGGCGCGCGCGUCUUCGGCGCCGCCCAGGGCGCCUACGCCACGCACCUCGCCUGCGGCGAGGCCAGCCUGCUCCCCGUGCCCGAGGGGUGGACCUUCGCCCAGGCCGCGGGGCUCUUCGUCACGGCGCCCACGGCCUUCGCGGCGCUGACGCUGCGCGCCAGCGUGCGGCCCGGCGAGACGGUCCUCGUGCACGCCGCGGCCGGCGGCGUCGGCCUCGCGGCCGUGCAGGUCGCCAAGGCGCUCGGCGCGACCGUCAUCGCGACCGCCUCGACGGAGCACAAGCGCGCCGUGGCGCGGUCCUUCGGCGCCGACCACGCCGUCUCCUACGCCGACCCCAAGACCUGGCCCGCCGAGGUGCGCGCCCUGACGCCCGGCGGAAGGGGGGUAGACGUCGUGUUCGACCCCGUCGGCGCCGUGGACCUGAGCACAAAGUGCACGGCCUGGAACGGGCGCAUCGUCGUCGUCGGCUUCGCGGCGGGCAGCAUCGAAAAGGUGGCCAUGAACAAGGUCCUGCUCAAGAACAUCUCGCUCGUGGGCCUGCACUGGGGCGCCUACGUCAAGAACGAGCCGCAGGCCAUCCCGGGCGUGUGGGAGGGCAUCCUGCGGCUCGUCAGGGCGGGCAAGUACCGCGGCACCGAGUUCACCGACCGCGAGUUCGUCGGGCUGGACUCGGUGAGCGAGGCGCUGGUUGCGCUCGGAGGGCGCGAGACGUGGGGCAAGGUGGUGGUCAAGAUCCCGCAGGAGGGUGGGAGCAAGCUGUGA
Thyridium curvatum is the source of this 828-nucleotide messenger RNA. RefSeq lists its product as uncharacterized. Lineage: Eukaryota; Fungi; Ascomycota; Sordariomycetes; Thyridiales; Thyridiaceae. The record is from RefSeq and is a predicted model, not a curated record. Gene Ontology annotation, molecular function: zinc ion binding; oxidoreductase activity. The transcript has a single exon. Gene Ontology annotation, cellular component: mitochondrion. The coding region runs from base 1 to 828 and encodes 275 amino acids.